Messenger RNA from Saprolegnia parasitica CBS 223.65, 990 nucleotides. RefSeq lists its product as hypothetical. The record is from RefSeq and is a predicted model, not a curated record. Bases 1 to 990 code for a protein of 329 amino acids. The transcript has a single exon. Lineage: Eukaryota; Oomycota; Saprolegniomycetes; Saprolegniales; Saprolegniaceae.
AUGAAGCUGGCUUCGUUCCUCGUGCACGGCCCCACACACGACGCCAAGGUGGAAGCUCGCGUCUUUGCUGGAGAGCCGUUCAACGACAAGGCGACGGCGUCUGCACCAGCACUCGACGGUGCUGUCAUGGCUGCGACCGACGAUUCGACCAAGAUGCCUGCGGCAGCGCCCAGCGACUCGACGAAGACUCCAGCGGCCGCUCUCACUGACAAGAUCAAGACGCCCAAGGCGACUUCGACAGUGUUGCGCUUAGACAUCGCUCGUCUGCGCCUCGAAGCGGACGACGAGCGCCACGCUCUGGAAGGAAUGACGUCCAUUUUCGACCUAACGGAGCGGUACGGCAACCUCCUCGAGCCCGUCAUGACGGACGCGGUGCUCUUCGACAGCCUCGUCUUUGCGUGCGGCGCGGUCCCGGCGAUCGCCCAUCGGUUCCCGUUGCUCUUUGACGCGACGGAGCAUCCAAGCGCCGAUGCUAAAAACAUCGACGGCGCCGUCCGCUUUGGCCAGUACGCCUACUACAUCGCCGACGUCCCGCCGUCGCUCAACUACGUCAACGUGCUGCUCUCGGACUCGAUCGCGGGGCUUGCGGCGCUUCGUCGGGCAACGUCGGCCCGCCGCCGUGUGUACGCCUCGGUCUCGCAAGUGGAAGUCCCGACGCCCGACAUCUCCAUCGUGGCCCUCGGCGCCGUCGAAUGGCAGGCCGUCUUCGAGUUCGUCGACGAGAAGGUGCUCGCCAAGGACCUCUUCGCGGCCAUGUUCCUGCGGCUGCGCGCGGUGCGCAUUGCGACGGCCUUCAAGCAGCCAUCGCGGCUCUCGGCCCUCCACGAAUGGAUCAUGGACGAGCACCGCGAGAAGCUUCGCAAGGCGCACGCGCGGCUCGCAGCCUUGCACGAGGAGAUUGCCGAGCUAACGGCCAAGCGCGAAGGCGCCGACAAGCUCUCUCCGGAAGAGCAGGCUGCGUAUGAUGCCCUCUUUCCGCAAGGGGCGUAG